Molecule: messenger RNA, 1095 nt
Organism: Cladophialophora psammophila CBS 110553
Lineage: Eukaryota; Fungi; Ascomycota; Eurotiomycetes; Chaetothyriales; Herpotrichiellaceae
Exons: 1
Coding region: 1-1095 (364 amino acids)
Molecular function (GO): oxidoreductase activity; zinc ion binding
Source: RefSeq, a predicted model, not a curated record
AUGCGAUACGGCAAAGUUGCAGUAUUCUCUCGGCCAGGUGAGCCUGUGAAGAUUAUCGAGGAAGAAAUUCGACAGCCAGCGUCUGAUGAGAUCCUGGUGCGGGUGUCGAUGGCAGGGAUCUGCGGCAGCGAUGUCCACAGAUUAAAAGGCGACAUCCCAGCCCACUUAGACGCAGUCUGCUUUGGACACGAAGCUGCUGGCGUCAUCGAAAGCCUGGGAGCCGAAAUAAAAGCAGACAGUGUUGAUACGCCGUUAGCCGAAGGAGACAUGCUAUAUUGGAUGCCAUUAGCACCUUGUGGUACUUGCUGGGAAUGUGUCAACUCGAGCCCUAUACACUGUCCGAAUCUCAACUGGCCUCCGCCCGCCGGAAAACCUAACGGAGCGGGCUUCAGGCAAUACGCAACUCUCAACAAGAAGUGCGUAUAUAUCCGGGUGCCUCCUGAUGUGUCCCCUGAAAAUGUCAUUGCGUUCGGGUGCGCAAUGCCAACGGCCUUCAGAGGUCUAAAGCAACUAGGUCCCAUCAGUCCUCAGGCCGAUAUUGUCGUACAAGGCUCGGGUCCGGUCGGCCUGGCAUGCACAUUCUUAGCAAGUCGGGCCGGUGCCCGUUCUGUUAUCGUGAUUGGGGAUCCUGCCGGUCGUCUUGAGGUCGCAUCUUCACUUGGUGCGACUUGCACGAUGUCCGUAGCCAACACCACUGCGGAGAUGAGAUUGAAGAAGGUCAGAAAUCUGACAGAAGGUCGUGGGGCAAGCAUUGUUGUGGAAGCUGCUGGAACGGUCGCUGCGUUUCCUGAGGGUUUGAAUCUCCUUCGAACGAAUGGAAAAUAUGUGAUUAUGGGACUAUACUCCGGCGAGGCCACAUGUUCAAUCAAUCCUGUGCGCAUCAAUAACUUCAAUCUACAAAUCAUCGGGAGCUUGGGUAUUGAUGUGGACGCAUUCCGCCAAACCGUGGACAUGGCAUCUGAACACGGUGGUCGAUUCCAUUUUCCAGAGCUAAUCACCCAUCGAUUUCCCUUAGAUCGCCUCGAGGAAGCUAUUGUAUUAUCAGGGCAGGGAAUCCCCAUCAAAGCCAUCAUUCUGCCGAACGAAGAUGUAUAG